AUGCAGCUGUCUGGCACGGGCUGGAGGUUGCGUGGACCCAGCUGCUCCCGUUUACAAAAUGUGGAGCAGGAGUCGGAGAGGAGAGGAGCAGAGAGGCUCCUGGAAGUUUUUGGCAUGGAAGACCCUCCGCCACCCCCAGCUCACUUCAAGCAGCCGCCUCAGUACAUGGUGGAUCUAUUCAACACCGUCGCCAACGCAGAUGGUGUCACCAAGAACCCUGACAUCCUGGAGGGCAACACGGUCCGCAGCUUCUUGGAUAAAACUCACGGCGAGAAGAUGCGGUUCCUUUUUGUCCUCUCCAGUGUUGCCAAGAACGAGAAGAUCCUGACGGCAGAGCUGCAUCUCUUCCGCCUCUGGCCGAGGGCCACCGAUGGGCCUAAAAGGCACCACUUCUGCCAGGUCAGCGUCUACCAAGUGCUGGAGAAGAGCGAGCCGGACGCUCCGGAAGGGAAGAAGCUGCUGGCAGCCAGGCUGGUCUCACUGCAGGGCUCGGGCUGGGAGGUCUUUGCCAUCACACAGGCUGUUCGCGACUGGACUGAAGAUGAAAGCAGCAAUCGGGGUUUGCUGGUGAUGGUCCAGGGCCUGGGCGGGAGCCCGCUCGACCCCCCACCACUGCAGUUCGCAUCCAGCAGGGACCACCACGAAAGCAAAAAGCCCAUGUUGGUCCUGUUCACAGACGACGGACGCCGGGGAGCAUCCCUGCCCGUGGCCGGCUUCCCAGGUGGGUCCCACAUGCCCUUCCCCGCCAAGAUGUCAGUGCCCAAGCUGAUCGGGCCGCGCAGCACGCGUUCGCUGGAUCGGCUCCAGCCCUGCCAGAGGCAUCCCUUGUCUGUGGACUUCGAGGAGAUCGGCUGGUCUGGACAGCGGGGUCCAGUACGCAAUAUUGAGCACGGUCACAACACCGUCAUGGGCAUGAUCCAUCCCUCCAAACAGCCCGAGCUGGCAGUGGCACCUGUACAACAGCAGAUACCCCUCUGCCCCUGCAAGACGCUGCUGUGA
Cariama cristata (Red-legged seriema) is the source of this 999-nucleotide messenger RNA. Its product is annotated as bone morphogenetic protein 2-like. NCBI's taxonomy places the organism in Eukaryota, Metazoa, Chordata, Aves, Cariamiformes, Cariamidae. The record is from RefSeq and is a predicted model, not a curated record. Gene Ontology annotation, cellular component: extracellular region. Gene Ontology annotation, molecular function: cytokine activity. The transcript has 7 exons. Bases 1 to 999 code for a protein of 332 amino acids. Gene Ontology annotation, biological process: SMAD protein signal transduction.